Messenger RNA from Dibothriocephalus latus, 234 nucleotides. The record is from the annotation of a GenBank genome assembly. NCBI's taxonomy places the organism in Eukaryota, Metazoa, Platyhelminthes, Cestoda, Diphyllobothriidea, Diphyllobothriidae.
AUGAUGACAAAGACUCUGCCAGCGCAGACUGCCCAACGCCUCGGUUUUGAACAGCAUGAAUAUCGUCCCGUGAGCUUUUCGAGAUCUGUUCUAACAGCAAGUCCAGGGAUUACCUCUAACCUGCAUCCUACGCUUCAAGACAAUCGUCUGGAAGGCUUCGGCGUCGCUACCGCCGCAACCCAGCCCUCUUUGAAGGAACUCGCCCUGAGCACCGCCACUACUACGGCAGCCGCA